UCAGGUGUAGACCUGGAUCUCAAGUACCGAGCAAGAAUGAAUGGAAUCUCCCCCACCUCAGGGAGUACGGCCAUUGAUAUUCUCAACAACAACAACAACAAUAGUGAAAUUCGAACAACAGCGGAUCUGUUAAGGCCGAAAGAUUCUCCCCUCCAACGGGCGAUAACAACUCUACGUCAUCUAGGAGCGGUACCCCUGUUUCGGUCUACGAAGGUUUGGGGGGUGAGAGGGCCUCUCCAAUGGCAUUGUCUCUCUCCCACGCGAGAGAGAGAGAUCCGCUGAAAGCCAUGGAACAGGCCACUUCGAGGAAUUACAGUGAUUUCAUGCGGAGUCUAGCUGCCAAGUACAAUCAUACUAAUCCCAAUGAACACACGUUUUUCAGCUACUUCAGCGGCGCCCGACGCCAAGCACGGGUGCCAGUGCUCUCACGAACCGCAGCAACGGUUACACCGGUGAAGCAGCCGGUGCAACUGCACCGGUACGCCCCAACGCCUUGCUCCCAAACCGCGGCGAUUCUUCCCUGGCUGCCCUGCAAGCGCUGAAGGCUGGAGCGAUUGGAGCGGCUCCCUUCCU
This is a messenger RNA of Nilaparvata lugens (brown planthopper), 573 nucleotides long. RefSeq lists its product as uncharacterized. The transcript is spliced from 3 exons. Lineage: Eukaryota; Metazoa; Arthropoda; Insecta; Hemiptera; Delphacidae. The coding region runs from base 240 to 542 and encodes 100 amino acids. The record is from RefSeq and is a predicted model, not a curated record.